UAUAAAAUAGCUAUUUUCUCAUUUCAAGCUGGACCUGAGUUUUAAGCAAUGGAGAACAUUCUUGGUCUUCUCAGAAUUGGGGUGCGAAAAGGCAUAAAUCUUGCAGUUCGUGAUCUUGGUAGCAGCGAUCCUUAUGUGAUCAUCACCAUGGGACACCAGAAACUGAAGACUAAAGUGGUGAAAAGAAACUGCAAUCCUGAAUGGAAUGAAGAACUAACUCUUUCCAUUACAGAUGUCAAUGCUCCAAUAAAAUUAGAAGUUUAUGAUAAAGACACAUUCACUGUCGAUGACAAGAUGGGCGAUGCAGAAAUUGACAUCAAACCAUAUAUAGCGAGUCUCAAGAUGGGCUUGAAAAAUCUCCCAAAUGGUUGUGUAGUCAAGCGAGUUCAGCCAAGCAUGAACAACUGCCUUGCUGAUGAGAGCUGCAUUGUUUGGAACAAUGGCGAAAUCACCCAAGACAUGCUUUUUAGAUUGAGGAAUGUAGAGAGUGGUGAAGUGGAGGUUCACCUUAAAUGGAUUGAUGUUCCAGGUUGCAAGGGGUUGAAACUUGAAGGUAUCAGCUAAACAUAUUCGUCAUAUAUUUGUGACGUUUCCACAGAUUCAAGCUUCAUGACCUUGCUUGAAAUGAGAUUAAUUACUCUUUUGUAAUAAACAAAAAGAGAUUUGUAGAUAUCUAUGCUCCAACGUGACAGUGAGAAUCAUGGCGCACAUAAUGGGAGGGCUAUACCUAUAUAUGGUUAGUUUCUCCCCUGAAAACUGCCUGUGCAAUAUGUAUCUUAUUUUGCUUAUAACCCUUCGAUUCUGCGUAUGUUUGCAUC
This is a messenger RNA of Hevea brasiliensis (rubber tree), 818 nucleotides long. Its product is annotated as protein C2-DOMAIN ABA-RELATED 7. The record is from RefSeq and is a predicted model, not a curated record. The coding region runs from base 49 to 564 and encodes 171 amino acids. Lineage: Eukaryota; Viridiplantae; Streptophyta; Magnoliopsida; Malpighiales; Euphorbiaceae. The transcript has 3 exons.